Messenger RNA from Peromyscus maniculatus bairdii (prairie deer mouse), 3014 nucleotides. It is a transcript of the gene Slco4a1, whose product is annotated as solute carrier organic anion transporter family member 4A1. Gene Ontology annotation, biological process: transmembrane transport; sodium-independent organic anion transport. NCBI's taxonomy places the organism in Eukaryota, Metazoa, Chordata, Mammalia, Rodentia, Cricetidae. Gene Ontology annotation, molecular function: thyroid hormone transmembrane transporter activity; protein binding. Gene Ontology annotation, cellular component: basolateral plasma membrane. The record is from RefSeq and is a predicted model, not a curated record.
GCCCGGCCCCGCCCGAACCGCGCUACCAUUGGCGGUGGUGGCGAAGCCACUACCCCCACCCCAGCGGGGGAGGCUUGGGCGAUGAAUGAAGCGUGAGUGGGCUGCGCGCGAAGGCCAGAGCGCAAGGCGCAGCGCGGCAGCCGGGUUCGCAGGAAGAAUAGACCCAGUGACAAGACACUCUCUCAUCUCAUCAAGCCACCUCUGCUGCAUCCUACCUGCUGUGCUGCCAGAGCCCUCUGCACGAGGCUGGAGAUGCCCCAGCACGCGAUGGGGGACAAGCAUUUCCUUUCCCUCCCAAAGCACCUCUUCACCAGUGCAUCCUCAGCCACAGACAGUGGGUGUGACACUCCACCCAGCAGCAGAGCAUCCCCAGCCUCCCUGCGCUCUGCCCACAGCCCCCUGGACUCCUCCAGCCAACACCUGUUUGAGCCCCAGGUUGAGAAGCGGAGUAGCCAGACAGCCCGUGAGGUGCAGUACAAGUCUGCUGGGCCGAAGAGCACACUGUGUGGCUGGCAAGCCUUCACUCCCAAGUGCUUACAGGUCUUCAACACCCCCAAGGGCUUCCUCUUCUUCCUGUGUGCAGCCUCCUUCCUCCAGGGCAUGAUAGUGAAUGGCUUUAUCAACACUGUCAUCACCUCCAUUGAGCAGCGCUUCGACCUGCACAGCUACCAGAGUGGGCUCAUCGCCAGCUCCUAUGACAUCGCUGCCUGUCUCUGCCUCAUCUUUGUCAGCUACUUUGGGGGCAAUGGGCACAAGCCACGCUGGCUGGGCUGGGGUGUGCUGGUCCUGGGGAUUGGCUCCCUGGUGUUUGCACUGCCCCAUUUCACUGCUGGCCACUAUGAGGUGGAGAUGGAUGAGGAGGUGGGGGCAGGGGCAUGUCUGGCCAACGGGAGUCAUGUGGAGUGUAUGGACUCAGGCCUGUCCAACUACAGGCUGAUCUUCAUGCUGGGCCAGCUGCUGCAUGGUGUGGGUGCCACACCUCUCUACACACUGGGUGUCACCUACCUGGAUGAGAAUGUCAAGUCAAACUAUUCACCCAUCUAUAUUGCCAUCUUUUACACGGCAGCCAUCCUUGGACCUGCAGCAGGCUACCUGAUUGGAGGAGCCAUGCUAAAUGUUUACACAGAAUUGAGCCAACGGACAGAGCUGACCACUGACAGCCCACUGUGGGUUGGUGCCUGGUGGAUUGGCUUCCUAGGAGCUGGGAUCACCGCAUUCCUCAUCGCCAUUCCCAUCCUUGGCUAUCCCCGGCAGCUACCAGGUUCCCAGCGGUACAUCGUUACGAGAGCGACUGAGACACAGCAGCUGAAAGAUCACAGCCACAAAGCAGUGAGCAAUCCGACUUUCGGCAAGACUAUCAGAGACCUGCCCCUCUCGAUCUGGCUCCUUCUAAGAAACCCCACAUUCAUCCUGCUCUGCCUGGCAGGGGCUACUGAAGCCACACUCAUCGCCGGCAUGUCCACAUUCGGUCCCAAGUUCUUCGAGGCGCAGUUCAGCUUGAGUGCCUCCGAGGCUGCCACGUUGUUUGGAUACCUGGUGGUGCCAGCAGGCGGUGGUGGCACGCUCCUGGGUGGCUUCCUGGUGAACAGAUUCAAGCUCCGUGGCUCUGGGAUCAUCAGGUUCUGUCUGUUCUGCACCUUGACCAGCCUACUGGCCUUCUUUGUCUUCCUCACGCACUGUCCCAACAUGCCCAUGGCAGGUGUGACAGCUAGCUACGCUGGGAGCCCCCUGCCUGAAGGCCACUUGGACCUGAAGGCGGCUUGCAACGCCAUCUACUGUUGCCAGGCAGAGCACUACAGCCCCCUGUGCGGUUCAGACGGCAUCAUGUACUACUCGCCCUGCUAUGCGGGCUGCCCCGUGGGUGCUGAGACUGGCCCGGGUGGCCAGAAGAUGUACCGAGGCUGUAGCUGUGUCCUUGAGAAGGUUGCCUCUGGCUUGGGCAAUGCUACCGCAGGGAAGUGCACUUCCGCCUGUCAGAGAAAGCCCCUCCUCCUGGCUCUCGUGUUCGUUGUAAUUAUCUUUACAUUCCUCAGCAGCAUUCCAGCUCUGACCGCUACUCUACGGUGUGUCUGUGAUCAGCAAAGGUCCUUUGCCCUGGGGAUCCAGUGGAUUGUCGUGAGAACACUAGGCAGUAUUCCAGGGCCCAUUGCCUUUGGCUGGGUGAUUGACAAGGCCUGCCUGCUGUGGCAGGACCAGUGUGGCCACCAGGGGUCCUGCUUUGUGUACCAGAAUGAAGCCAUGAGCCGCUACAUGCUCAUUGCAGGGCUCACUUUCAAGGUGUUGGGCUUCCUCUUCUUUGUCACUGCCUACUUCCUGUACAAGUCCCCAUCAUCAUCCGCGGAUGGCCUGGAGGCCUCCCUGCCCAGCCAGUCCUCAGCCUCUGACAACCCCACAGAACAGCUCCAGAGCAAUGUCUGACACCAUGGGCCCCUCCACAUCUCCUGAGGCCUCUUCCUGGAUACCCUGACCCCAUCCUCACAGGGUGGCAACCCUGAGAACCUUGAAAAACCUCACCCUGCAUUCCGGGGCCUCGCACUGCCCCACACUGUGACUGAGCAGCCUCUGAGAUGCUAAGGAGGAAAGAGUAUAUCACAUAAGAACCAGACAUCCCCCAAGCCCUAGAGUCUCCAAGGCAUCACUACAUUUCAUGGACUGUCGCCUGGUCCUGACUUCCUGUGUCUACUGAGAAGCCCCUGCAGGGCAGCAGUGCCCUGGGUGGCAUGAUCCUGUGGAGCCAGCUACUUGACGUUUUGCUUGAAUCAGCUCGUACUGCCUGUCCUCGAAGCCUGGUGGCCUCUGUGCUGGGCAGGAGCAACUUGAAUCGUUACGUGUGGACUUACAUUUUGCACUGAACAGUGUUUGUGGAAUCAGUUUUGUACUUGAUCGUGUGACUCAUGUCCAAGCAAACUGCAGUGAGGGUGUGAUCCCAUCUGAGGUGCCACGCAGAUUUCGUGGAUAAUGUGUUUCUAUGUUUUUGGUUAAGAGUGUGUACAUAAUAUAUUUUAAUAUUUAAA